AUGGACGAGUUCAUAUCCAUGGGUCAAAUGGAAAAGGUGGAUCCAAGAAAGAAGGCUUUGUAUUAUAUGCCACAUCAGGCAGUGGUACUUGAAACAAGUCUAACCACUAAAGCUGAAAUUUUAAUACGUCCGAAAAGCGUUACCAUUACAAAAAUCAAACCAGAGUGCGACGAUUUCCAGUUAAUGAGAAUCGAGUGUGUGGAAACAGGAACUGAAUUGGAUAUAGGUGAAUCCGCAAGUACAGAAGCUAAGGCGGAGGUAAUGGAAAUGAUUAGAAAAUAUAAGCCGGAGAAAUCAACCCGGGGGCUGACUCCUUCGGAGCUUAAGGAUAAUAAGUUAUGGUGGCAUGGACCAGAGUGGCUCAUUUUGGAUGAGAAUAAUUGGCCAAUCAGUGUAACGGAAUUUCAAACAUCCUCGGAGGAAAAAAGGUCUCAAUCUAUGUUUGCUAAAUCGUCAGAAAUUGCGGAUAGCUCGUUGAAAGCAAGUGGUGGCAAGCCGGAAGAAACGGAGAAAGUGACAGGAGACUCAGAUCAAGCUGGCAUCAUCCGGGCAAAUGGCCGCCUAGGUUCCACGACGUGUUUGACAUACAACGAACGGCAUCCGGUGAUUCUGGCAUAUGAAAGCAGGAUAGCAAGACUUUAUGUGGAGUUCGUUCAUAAAAUCACUUGCCACGGUGGUAUCAGAUUGGUAAUGACGACCGUCCGCUUAGAAUGUUGGGUCAUCAGACUUAAAAGCUUGGUGAAGAGUGUUAUACACAAUUGCAAGGUCUGUGUUUUACACCGUCAGAAGCUGAUGCAACAAAUUAUGAGCGUGUUUCCCCCCGAAAGAACGACUCUGAGUCGAGCAUUUACUAAUACGGGAGUAGACUUUGCCGGACCGUUUGAGAUAAAAAGUUUUACCGGUCGUUAUAGCAGAAUUACCAAAGGAUAUGUGUGUCUCUUUGUAUGUUUCGCAACUAAGGCAAUCCAUUUAGAGGCAGUCAGUGACUUGUCUACCCCAGCCUUUCUGGCAGCACUAGAUAGAUUUGUGGCUCGAAGAGGUUGUCCAAAUUCCAUGUACUCGGAUAAUGGCAGGAACUUUGUGGGAGCUGCGCGGCAAAUCGACUCAAACUUUGCCCAACAAGUUAAAUCGUUUAAGGACGAGGCUGUCAAUAAAUUUGGCCAUCAAAGACUUUCUUGGCAUUUCAUCCCUGCAGCAGCUCCUCAUAUGGGCGAACUCUGGGAGUCGGGAGUGAAAAGUUUUAAGACCCACUUCAAAAAGCUUUCUGGUCAACUUAAAUACACCUUCGAGGAGUUCUCCACAUUAUUAGCGACGAUUGAGGCAUGUCUCAAUUCUCGCCCUCUCGGAUCUAUGUCUGAAGACGUCGAGGACUUACAAGCACUCACGCCAGCUCACUUUUUAAUUGGUUCCUCUAUGUUGACCCCAGCGGAACCAGAAGAAAUUAAACCGGUAAGCAGUAUCUUCAACCGUUGGCGGAAACUGAAAGCAAUGCAUCACGAUAUAUGUCGCAGAUGGAAAGAAGAAUAUUUGGUGGAACUACAUAAGAGAUAUAAGUGGAAAAAUCCUCGAAAUGACUUAAUUGUCGGUGACUUAGUGGCUCUCAAAGGAGAAUCUCUUUGCUCAACUGAUUGGCGCCUAGGGCGAAUAGUCAAGGUCUAUCAUGGUUCUGAUGACAAAGUUCGAGUAGUUGAUUUGAAAACCCAGGGUGGCAUAAUUACUAGACCCAUUCACAAAUUAGUACUCUUACCCCGUAGCUCACAAAUCUAA
Molecule: messenger RNA, 1767 nt
Organism: Musca domestica (house fly)
Lineage: Eukaryota; Metazoa; Arthropoda; Insecta; Diptera; Muscidae
Exons: 4
Coding region: 1-1767 (588 amino acids)
Molecular function (GO): nucleic acid binding
Source: RefSeq, a predicted model, not a curated record